Messenger RNA from Purpureocillium lilacinum, 1257 nucleotides. RefSeq lists its product as uncharacterized. Lineage: Eukaryota; Fungi; Ascomycota; Sordariomycetes; Hypocreales; Ophiocordycipitaceae. The record is from RefSeq and is a predicted model, not a curated record.
AUGCUCCUCUCCGAUGCCAAUAGGCUCUACCUCCGUCGCAUCGUUCGCUGGCGAUACGUGCGUCUGCUGCUACUCAUCUUUGUUCUCUUCAACAUCUUCGACGUUCUGCGCAUCCAUCACCACCUUGUCGCAAACGACAGCCUCGUCCAUGGCCGGAGAGGCGCCACGGCGGCAGGGCCGUCGCGCCCGCACGAGCGCGUGUAUAUUGCGAGCAUGCACUUCAACAACGGGCAGAUUCUACGAGAGCAUUGGAACAAUGCGGUGAUACGCCUGACGGAGACGUUUGGGCCCAAAAACGUCUUCGUGAGCAUCUUUGAGAGCGGCAGCUGGGACGACAGCAAGGAGGUGCUGCGUCAAUUGACGGCCGAGCUCGAGAGCAGAGGCGUACCUCACCGAAUCGACACGUCGGACGUGACACACCACGACGAGCUCGCGCGAAGUGAUGCGGAAAAGGGCGAUGGCUGGAUUGACACGCCGCGGGGCAAGAAGGAGCUGCGGAGAAUACCGUAUCUGGCGCGGCUGCGCAAUCGGACCAUCAAGGAUCUGCUGGACCUGCACGAGAAGGGUGUCGACUUCGACAAGGUGCUCUUCCUCAACGACGUCGUCUUCUCCACCGAAGACGUGCUCGAGCUCAUGGACACCAACGGGGGCGAGUACGGGGCUGCCUGCAGCCUCGACUUCUCCAAGCCGCCGCUCUACUACGAUACUUUUGCGCUGAGGGACAUUGAGGGCAAGCCGCACGUCAUGCAGACGUGGCCGUAUUUUGGAGCGAGGGUUUCUCGCAGCGCCUUGGUCAACAACAUGGACGCUGUCCCCGUUACGAGCUGCUGGAAUGGCAUCGUCGUCAUGCCAGCGGAGCCGUUUGUCUCGUCGACACGCCUCCGCUUCCGGGGCAUCCCCGACUCACUUGCCCUGCACCAUCUGGAGGGCUCCGAGUGCUGCCUCAUCCACGCCGACAACCCCCUGUCGCGCACCCUGGGCGUCUACCUCAACCCGCGGGUGCGUGUCGGCUACAACCUCGCCGCGUACGAGGCGACACAUCCGACCGGUGCCGCUUGGGUCUCGACGUGGGACAUCUUCAAGGGCAUGUGGCGAAACAGGAUCAAGCGCUGGACCACCGUCACGUUUGAAGGCCUCGUCAGGGCGCGCAGACUUCGCGCGUGGGAGGCGGAGAAGCACGGCAACAAGGAGCCCGGGGACUUUUGUCUCAUCAACGAGAUGCAGGUCCUUGUUGACAACGGGUGGGCACACGUAUAA